Hypomesus transpacificus is the source of this 1647-nucleotide messenger RNA. Its product is annotated as Mediator of RNA polymerase II transcription subunit 30-like. Gene Ontology annotation, cellular component: mediator complex. Gene Ontology annotation, biological process: positive regulation of DNA-templated transcription. Gene Ontology annotation, molecular function: transcription coregulator activity. Lineage: Eukaryota; Metazoa; Chordata; Actinopteri; Osmeriformes; Osmeridae. The transcript has 5 exons. The record is from RefSeq and is a predicted model, not a curated record. Bases 204 to 776 code for a protein of 190 amino acids.
GGAAGUGACGUAGCCGGGGCUGGCGUGGUGGAUGUUGUCAAAGGUUCUCUGAUGUGCUUUUGCUACCCAGUUUGAAUGAAACGUUUGUUAACAAACCUUAUGCAAGCCACAGUGGUUAGCUACAUAUAUUUAAUCAACUGACGGAACAGCUUACAGUAACUUUCAAAGGACUUCUCACCGAAUCUACCAGCCUAGCCUGUUGAAUGUCAGCCUCCAUACCUCAGAAGGGGCCAGGUCUUGCUGGUCUGCCUGGCCAGCUGCAAUCCCACCUGCCCACCGGCCCAGCCUCAGUCCCUGGCCAGACCCCCAUGCCUGCCCAGGGGGCUCUGAGGGAGAUCUCUCCAGUCUUCCUCUGUCGGAUCGGCCAGGAGACCGUCCAGGACAUUGUCACACGCACCAUGGAGAUCUUCCAGAUCACCCGGGCCACACAGCUCCCUAACGGUGUGAACCAGAGCCAGGCUGCCUACCAGGACCGCUUCGGUAAGCUCCAGGAACACCUGCGCCAGCUGGCACUGCUCUUCCGCAAGCUCCGCCUCCUGUAUGAACGCUGUGUGGAGAUGACCUCCGACCUACAGGAAGACCCCACCGAGUUGGUGCCGUAUAUGGGAGACGAGAUCCCUCUGGUUAAAGUAGAGGCCUGCAAUCCAGCUGUGAACUUGGAGAGACGGGAGGUUCUAGAGAAGGUGAGGCAAAAGAACCAGGAGAUGAAGAUCCUGAUGGACCAGAUGAGGAACCUACUGUGGGACGUCAACGCCAUGUUGACACUGAGGAAAUGACAUCACAACCAAAAAGUUAUGUCACCCCGCCCCCCUCUUCCCCGACUGCACUUCAUGAUAGUUUCCCCUUCCGACCAGAGUUGUGGGUUAGAGUCUGUCUGAGGCUCUUCCCCCAUCGCCUCGCUUUCUGGUGCUGUCGAAUAGGGGUUCAGGACCACUCUGACACUGUGGUGGAGGGAUCUAUUCUCCUUUAGAAGAGACUGCUAGCCCUGACCAGAGGUUGCUGGUCAAAAGAGACAAUGCAUUCAGGAACGGAAUUUAUGGGAAUAUUUGUUUUGUUUUUUUCCCACUUCAAAGUUGUUUUUUCUUACUCUACAAAAUAUUUGAUAUCAAAAUGAAUUGUGUUGUAUCUCAGUUUCUUCAUGUGUUCACUCCAACUUUGAGACUCUAGGCUAUCUGACUAUCAUGUACUGUCUGUUCUGAAUCCAAGCACUGAGCCGUGGCACCUGAUAUAACAUGUCCACCUAGUCAGUGACUUCCUGUGUGUAAACACUUGUUUUCUCACCUGGUAUUUCCCUAGUCGUUAAAAAGCUCUGAGCUUGAAUUUGACACAUGGCAGCUAGUUCUCAGGUGGUGUGUGUAUGUGAGUAUAUGUCCUAUAUUGUGUGUGUGUGUGUGUGUUCUGGAGAGACUAGGCGAACACAUUUGUAUGUCAAGAGUUGCUUCCUUAAUACACACCUGUUGGCCUAAAGGGGCGGAGCAUUGCACGUGAAGUGACAGCAAAAGCAGAUGUCUUUUUCUACAAAAUAAAAAAUGUUUUCUCUAAAAAAAUCACACUGUAAAACCAGCUUCUGCAUGUCUCAUCCUCAUGUCACAAGAACUUUAAGAUGCAUGUUUUGAAUAUAAGUGUGAAAUGGACCAAAAAAAAUAA